UUUUGUGUGUUUUGCUACGUUUUUUUCUUCUUGUCCAAAUUCUACUUGCCCACUGAUUUAUAGUAAGAUGGGCAGGCCAGUAUUGUCAAAUGAAGGGAUAUCCACCCUGAUUUUAUUCCCUGUAGGAUGGGCAGGCCAGUACUGUCAAACACAGGGAUAUUGUUAUGAAUGAAAUUAGACAACUAGGUCUAUAGAGUUAACAGAAAUUUAAUUGAAAAUAAAAACAAUUCAGUGAAUUGAAUAGCAAUUUGGUAUAAAAUAAUACAAUUUAGUGAAUGUAUUCAAGUAUAUAUAUGUAUAUAUACAUGUAUGUAAUUUUCCAGUAAUUAAACAUGAUUAAAACAUAAGCAAAACUGACCAGGGUACGGAGAGGGCUUCUCACCCUUCCUCACGUACAAAACAAAGCAAUUCAAAUUAAACUUAUAUACUAUGUGCUUAUACAUAUUAAUUUAUGUUUCCUAUAAGUUUCCUCCCACUUUAAAUUCUUAAAUUCUACGUCACUAUACUUCAUAGCAUAUAUGCUUCACUUGUUGUUAGGGGUCUUCAGUCUUCUUUUGGUGGUCUUUGGACGAAGGUUUACACUCAUCCUCGUUGUCCUCUGGAUGGCCUCACAGGUUGUGUGUGUGUACUAAGUGUUGUGUUAUGUAAGUAAGCAUUAUGUUCCAAUAAUUAGCCUUGCAUUUAAUAGAUAAAACCAUAAUUUCAGACCCUAUGCUUGAAGUUGUUCCAACUUUGUCCAUCUCAAGGUCGAUUCUGUCUGGAGACAUUACUUAUCUUAAAACUACAUCCUGUAUCCUAUUUUUAACAUGUAACAUCUGCAAAGGAGUCCAUCUGCCUUGUAACACUUAAUUCCCUUUAUUGCUUUCUAAUAAUAACUUUCCAAAUAGUUACAAUUUAGUUAGCACGAAUCAUCUCCAUUUAUCACAGAUAUCCAUCCUGAUUUUAUUCUCAGAAAAACAGGCAGGCCAGUAGUGUCAAAUGCAGGGAUACCCAUCCUGAUUUUAUUCCCUGUCGGAUGGACAGGCCAGGAGUGUCAAACACAGGGAUAUCCAUCCUGCUAUCCAUCCUGAUUUUAUUUUAUCCAUCUUUAUUUUAUUUUAGGAAAAUGAGCGGGCCAGGAGUGUCAAACACAGGGAUGUCCAUCCUGAUGCCUUCCCUCACUGAGCACUUAAGCUCAGUUUGGCAUCUUGAGUGCUGAGCUCUUGGCAGGUGUUUCUAUACUGAUGAUUAAUUUCAGCAGAGUAGCCAUCAUGACAGGCCAUGCAAAAUAAAUGCUACAGAAUCACAGCCCUGCUAAUUUGCUGCAAUUCAUGGAGAAAAGCCAGCAUACAGCAUUUGCUGACAAGAUUUCUCUCUCCAAUUGAUUGCAGUUAACAUCAUGCUUCCCUUAGGCAGAUGAGGAUUAUAGAGCUCUGCCUUCAAGAAGGAAGGCAUUUGCUAAUUGCAUUCAUUAAUUACAUGGACUCUGAUGAAUGGCAUUCUCCAGUGUGGAAAAAUGUAAAAUAUUUGAUUGUGAGUAUUUAUGUGUAAUAAAAACGUAAAGCCUUUAGCCAAUGAUUUAAACAAAGAUUUAGUGGGACUAUCAGCCUGAAUAGCAAAGUGUGAAGUUCACGUCUUAACAUUUUAGUAAGUGAUGAAACUAAAGCCAGUACUUACAGCAGAGGCCAGCACACAACAAAAAUACCGCUGAACACAUAUGAUUUUUUUUAUCUAUUCAGACAAAUGUAGAAAAACUGAUCUAACGAAUUACAAAGCGUUAAGACUUUUUCACUGUUUGCUUCCUGUUGUCCCUUUGUCUAGUUUUAAGGACAACCUGCAAUAGCUAUUAGAUGAAGUUGUCCAUGAUUCUUCUGCUGUGAAAAAUUGUUGGGGCUGGAAUGAAAGUUUUAUUCAUGCAUCAUUCUGCUGGUUUGUGAAAACCACUGCAGAAGAAAGAAAACAAUUGCAAAACAAUGAGUUCAGUUUCUUGUUUGUUUGUACUUGCAGUCUUGCUCUUGUGGAAGCACAGGCCUGAAAUGCUUCUCUGGUCAUCAGUUUCAGGGGAGGCUCAAAAGCUGUGCCCUGAAGCAAGGAAGUCUGAGUUAUUGAAAAGAAAUUAGAGAGCAAGGUGAGGAAGGAAAAAGGAUAUGAAAAUACUAAAGCAUGGGUGAAGGAGAUCUAAGCAGGAAGACUGGAAAACAUUUCCUCUCCCUUCAGGUCACUUCCUGAUGCUUGUACUCCCAGGAUCAGCAUAGGAAAGGCCCCAGGAGCAAGAGAAGGCAGGUGAGGAAAGUUUGGUGACUAGGUGCUGAGAGGCUCCUCCUUUGCCUAUCAGUGCAGUGCUGUGCCUCUCUACUCUCCAGUCUCUUGAUUCUUAAACUAAUCUAAACUCUGACAUACCAGUCUUUCAUUCUCCUUCAAUGUUUGUGUGAAGCGUACUACACACCUUGAGUGGUGUGACAAGGCUGUCCAGUCUGAAUGUAUCACCAUCUAAAAACUUCAUUUAAAUGUGUUGGAUUCAGUUUCUCUCUUCAGACAGCUUGGAGCAUGUUUAUACAGUUUAUCAGAGUGGGCUAUAAAGAUGUUUUCUUCUACAGCUGACAGCAUCCACAUGAGACUAUUGCACCACAAGACGAACCAAUCCUUUAAAAUACAGACUGAAAUGCAAUGAAUUAGGACUACUAUGAUUAACAUCAGUUUUGUUUUGUUUUUUUUCUAUUUUUGUCCAUUUUUGAGCUGGCAGAUUGAUAAAUUUUAGGGAGAGGAAAUCCUUUAAUUGCUUGCCUUUAAAAAGAUGCUUUUGUAUGAAAGACUCAUCACUAUUAUAAAACCUGUAAUUAAUGGUGUCUCUUCAAACAACCUACUGAUAACCAUUGCUAUGUCCACAGGCCCUGCAAAUGCCAGUCUUCCUGCAAAAUCUGAAGAUUCAGUGGAAGAACCUUAAAUGGGAGUAGAUUGCUGUGUGUAUAUCUUCAGGGCAGAGGGUUGUUAAAAGGAAUUGUCAUCCAUAACUAUGAAAAACAACAUCCUGUGAGUUUGUUUCAAGCUCUGUGCCUCAUCACUUCCUUCAGAUAAGCUGUGCUCCAGUCUCUCCUGGGGAAGGCUGGUGUCCUUGGGGAAGCAUGGCAUUCCGUGGCUGGAAGUGGCUCCUCCUUUUGGGCAGGCAGAACACUCUUGCAAAGGUGUGGAGAAGCAGGAGGGGAGGCCCCUCUCUGUGCUGGAAGCGCUGCUGCCAUUGGAGCACAGGCAAGUCUCUGAACCCUGAGGUGAGGGCUUUUUUGGAGGAGAACACCGAGGUCACCAACAGCGGGCACCUCACACCAGAGAUCCGGCUGCGCCUCCUCACCCCUCGCUGCAGGUUCUGGAGAGAAAAGCCUGACCUGUGGCCUUAUGGGGACCCCUUCUGGGCAAUUUACUGGCCAGGAGGCCAAGCCCUCUCCAGGUACAUUUUAGAUAAUCCAAGUGUGGUUAAAGGGCGAUCAGUUCUGGAUCUUGGAAGUGGAUGUGGAGCAACAGCAAUAGCUGCUGUGAUGAGUGGUGCAUCCCACGUCCUUGCCAAUGACAUUGACCCUAUUGCAGGAAUGGCAAUGAUCUUGAACUGCGAACUGAACCACUUGAAUCCCUUCCCCAUCACCAUUAAGAACAUCAUCAAUUCAGAGGCUGGCAACUGGGACCUCAUAGUUCUAGGAGAUAUGUUUUAUGACGAACAACUUGCUGAUGGUCUGCACCACUGGCUGCAGAAGUGCAUCAGGAUUCACCAGACUGAAGUGCUGAUUGGUGACCCUGGCAGGCAUCAGUUUCUAAGCCACAGCAUUCACAGCCAGCUGCACAAAGUUAUAGAAUAUUCACUGCCUGAGUAUACGAGACAAGAAAAUUACGGGCUAACAUCAAGUAUCGUCUGGAGUUAUCAGCCCUCAAACGGCUUAGACGACUCUUGAAGCUGCCUUUCUAUGGGAUUUUGUCUCACUUGGUUGGCUUUUUGCAGUUAUAUAAAAUGAAAAUGGAAUUAAACAGAGAAAUUAUCUGUUAAAGUAAAGCAGCUUACUGUACCUCCACUGGACUGAUUUCAAUCAUGCUGAGGCUUUUGCUCAAUUUGAGGUAAAAGCUACAUGCAAACUGUGUUCAAAGGGGCCUGCACUGAAGUGCAGAUCUACAAACAACUUACAUGUAGGAGUUUGCAUGCUUGAUGUUUCCCAUGUAUAUUUGUGUCUUGCUGACAUUCCUGUGAAAUGUUUUGGAUGUCCAGCAUAAGACUGUGGGGAGAGGGCUGUGGCUGAAGGACUACUCCACUGCUUCCACAGGCUUUUGCAGCUUAUUUAUAGAAAAUUUCUAAAUAUAGAAAAUUAUUGCUGCCCUCCAUAAAAUUCUCCACUAGAUUAUUAGCUCAUAAUAUGCUCAACUUGAAGUGCCUUGGUUUUUUUUUUGGGUAUCUCCUCUGAAUGUCAAAGUAACUAAAUUGAAUCCCCCCCCCUUUCCCUCUAUAAUAAAAGUUUGCUCUUCCUUGAAACUGCCACAGUGAUUGUGUAGGAGUUGCACCCAAAUCUAAACUCUGCUUCUUGACUACCAGCCAGUGUAAAAGCUUUAAUAAAUGGAAAGUGAAUAAAUAGUA
Messenger RNA from Cyanistes caeruleus (blue tit), 4588 nucleotides. The record is from RefSeq and is a predicted model, not a curated record. NCBI's taxonomy places the organism in Eukaryota, Metazoa, Chordata, Aves, Passeriformes, Paridae.